CAUACGCACAACAAUGGCAUACACGACAUUCGAGGGUACACACAAAACGGACGACGGCGUCGAGUUGUACACCAAAACGUGGAAGGUGUCAGAAGAUGCGGCCAAGGCACGCAUGCUGUUUGUGCAUGGCUUCAGUGACCAUUGCAACAAUUACGCCGUCUUGUUUGAGCACCUAGCUAACCAGGGAUGGGGCCGCUCCGUCCACCACAAACAUGAGCGCGGCCUCACAGGUCCCACCACCCGCGUCCUCGCCGACAUGACCAGCAUGCUAAAGACGCUACUCCCCACCCCAGUACCCCUCUUCCUCAUGGGCCACAGCAUGGGCGGCGCCGAAAUCCUCCACUACGCAUCCACCGGACCCUCCGACAUCCUCUCCCAGAUCCGCGGCUUUAUCGCCAGCGCGCCCCUCAUAAGUCUACACUCCGACACCCGCCCCUUCAAAGCCACCGUGUAUGCUGGCCGCCUCGCCGGUCGUGUAUUGCCGAAAUUCCAACUGGUGCAGAAACUAGACAGUAAAUGGUUAAGCAGAGACGUUGAGCAGAACAAACUCUGGGAACAAGAUGAACUGUGUCACGACACUGGAACCCUGGAGGGUCUGGCAGGAAUGCUGGAUAGAGGACUACAACUCGAGAGUUUCAAGGUGUUGCCAAAGGAAAGUGCAGGAGAAGGUGGAAAGACCAGAUUAUUGGCGUUGCAUGGAACCAGCGAUCAUGUGAAUGCAUAUGAGGCUACCAAGGCUUAUGUUGAGCGCUGCAGUGAGUUGAGUGACAAGGAGCUCAGAAGUUACGACGGUUGGUAUCAUAACAGUAAGUCUUUCAUCUUCUUUCUCCUGGCUGUGGAGUUAUGC
Messenger RNA from Aureobasidium vineae, 847 nucleotides. Lineage: Eukaryota; Fungi; Ascomycota; Dothideomycetes; Dothideales; Saccotheciaceae. The record is from the annotation of a GenBank genome assembly.